AUGAAUGACCCCGAGCAAGAGGACGUAGAGAAGAGGAGGUAUCACAGACAGCAAUGGUGGAAUGGGAUACAAAGCUUUCUCAUCGUGGCUGCUCUCGCCAUGGUGAUUGCAGAGCUCGUGCUCGCAGUCCAGAGUCGAGGGCUUGCGCAAAGAGCUUUCUCGAUUGCCAAUACUGCCAAUGGAACAGCGGCCGAGGCAGAUGGCAACGCGAAUGAAGCUCUGCAAUACACGUCUCAAGUCCAGAACAUCACCGGACAAGUUAGCCAGCUGAACACAGAAGUGAACGGACAGGGGGAAGAAUUGAGAAAUCUGACCAGGAACUUCAACGGAUUGCAAAGUAUGCUUCGGGAUCUGGAGAGUGCAAUCGCUUCGGCAACCGAGAGCAGUCCAGCACCCUUUCCCACUGAAAGCGAUAGUGGUUCCGGUUCUGGUUUCGGUACAGGAUCCGGGUCGUCUUCUUCUGGUGGUGGUUAUAGGUCUGGAGGCGGGCUCGUGCCUAAGGCUCUUCCGGGAUGGGCGAUCGUGGCCACCAUUGUUUUUAGUCUCCAGUAG
Cercospora beticola is the source of this 552-nucleotide messenger RNA. RefSeq lists its product as uncharacterized. Lineage: Eukaryota; Fungi; Ascomycota; Dothideomycetes; Mycosphaerellales; Mycosphaerellaceae. The record is from RefSeq and is a predicted model, not a curated record.